CCAUUAUAAACUGAUUUGGCACACGUGCUUCAAAAAGAGCAUUCAUUAUUGGCUACUGUACAUAGCAUCAAAAAACGCAGUCUUAAUAUAUUAUAAACCAAGCUAUUAUUCGACAAUCAAUACACAAUCUCUUUUUUUUUAAAAAAAAACUUAUUUUAAACAAUGGCUGUGCCUUAUUCGAACACUAAGUUAAGACCUCCUCGCGGUUUUCAGAACCUUCUAGAAGGACUAGCACGUGAAGUACUGAGGAGCCAGCCGGCUGAUAUUCCAUCAUUUGCGGCAGAAUACUUCGCAGCUCUGCUUGAGAGGAGGGAGGCAGGCGGCUAUGACCCAGAGGGAUUUCUAGACCCGGCCAACUUGGGGGCCAAACGCGAAGACAGGUACUACAACUAUGAUAAAAAGGAAGCACUAUCUCAGCCUACACCUCCUGCUCAAGGUAGACCAAAGUCACGCCCUAUGAGCUCCAAGCUCUCCAGAACUCAACCAAUCCAAGAGACGGUAGAUACACAAGCGGCAGAGCCAGAAGAUGCACAAGCUGGAGAAGCACACACUUCCGAUCCGAUUGCGCAACCAGAAGAACAGAGUCAGAUAGAAGCUCCGGUUGAACAAACAACCGAACAGCAACUGCCGGCUGGUCCCGAAGAUGUGACAACAGGCGAAGUAGAAGAAUCGAACGAAGAACCAGCACCGGUGGAAGCUACAGCUGUAGGUGAACCCGAAAACAACCAGGAAGACAGUGGGAACCAAAAUGAACAAGAGAGUCAGCCAGAACUACCCGUCGCAAACCAAGAAGAUGAGACAGAAACAAUAGAGAAGGCGGCGGAACAAGAGGAGGAACCGUCAACACCACAAGCCGAGGAGCCCACUGAAGCUGAAGAACCAGAGAAACAAGCACCGGAAGAACAACCUGAAGAUCCAGGCACCCAAGCAGAUGAAACCGAAGAGGAUGCUGCACCUGAAGCCGAUCAACUUGAAGCCGAUCAAGAUGAUGUAGAACCUGCACAAGCUGAAGAUGCAGCAGCCAGUGGGGAAGCUGAAACCGAACCACAAGCCGACGAGGACGUAGAAGCCGAGGAGAGCCAAGCUCAACCAGAGGGAGAGGAAGAGACAGCCCCUGUCGACCCGGAACCAACCGAAGAAAUCCCAGCAGAGCCACAGGAAAGCGAAUCAGAAAAGCAGAUCAAUGAAGAUGAACCUGCAGAGCCAGAACCAACUGAAAAUACAGAAGCUGCGGGCGAAGAAAUAGUUGAAGACAACGGUGCAUCUGAAGUCCCAGAUCAAGACGCAGAGGAGACACCGAACAAUGAACAGGACGCCCCAACAGUGGAGGAGCCAGAAGCCACAGCUGAAGAAGCUACAGAAGAACAGGCUGAACAACCUCCCACCGAGUGAACACAUUUUCUGUUUAAAGCCUAAACUAAUUGAUUCAAAUUCAUAGCGACAAAUCAGCAUCUCGAUUAAGCAUUCUCCCUUGCAGCAUGGACAUGAAGAAGCAUCCAUUUAUUGCUUUGGAAAAUAGUAUAAACUUAAAAGUGUGAAUUUAAAAAAAUAUAUACACA
Messenger RNA from Symsagittifera roscoffensis, 1559 nucleotides. RefSeq lists its product as uncharacterized. The transcript has 2 exons. NCBI's taxonomy places the organism in Eukaryota, Metazoa, Xenacoelomorpha, Acoela, Convolutidae. The coding region runs from base 163 to 1392 and encodes 409 amino acids. The record is from RefSeq and is a predicted model, not a curated record.